AUGUUCAUUGUUGUGAUAAUGAUGCUGUUGUUGUUGGGGAUUGCUGAGGCGAUGAUGUCUUCGGAAUCCAAGAGGAUGUAUAUCCCGACAUUCAAUGGAGAAGAAAGUGAAUUUCAGAUGUGGUGGAUGCGAUUCAAGGCGUAUGCCACAAUUGCUGGAUUCGCAAUUGCAAUCCAGAGGACAAGGGAUCCAGAUCUCCCACCAAAGGAGGAUGAAGUCCUUGCAGAUGAUGCAGAUGGAAAGAAGAUGAAGAAGUCGCGCGAUGCGAAUUCAUUGGCCAUGGUGACGCUGACGAUGGCGUUCACUUCAGCCUCAAUGAUGGGAAUGAUUGCUGAUGCAGUCACGCCAGAUUGGCCAAAUGGCCUUGCGUACAAGGUGAUUGACAAUCUGUUCAAGCGAUACAGACCUAGUGAUGUGAUGUCAAAGGUCGAGAUGAGACGUGAGAUGGAUCGAGUAAGCAUGAAGAAAGAUGAUGAUCCAAACACAUUGUUUGAACAGAUCAGCCAAAUUGAGAAUAAGUAUGUCAAUCAGAAGUUGAGUUUGGAGGACUUACUUGCGAUUGUAUUGGAUGCUGCACCUAUCAAAUAUGGUGCCACAAUCACAGCAGAAAUGAGAAACAAAGGGAAUGCACUUACAUUGGAGGACAUCCAAGAAGCGAUGCAUGCGCAAUGGCGUAUCAUAUACCCGGCAGCAAAGACAAAGAAAACCUCCACAGCCAAAGAAGUGGAACUUUCAUCAGUGGACAAUGCAGAGGUGAUAUGUUACCGUUGUAUAAAGAAGGGUCACAUGGUUUUCCAGUGUACUGAGGAUAGAGAACGCGGGAGGAACAACAUAACUUGCAACAUCAUGUGUGGCAAGGUUGGUCAUAUUGCGGUGAAUUGUUGGCAGGAUGAACGGAAUGCGCACAAGGCGACAGCAUGGUUCAAGAAGAAGAUCCAAGAUGAGAAGAAAGAUGGGGGCAAUGGCGAAGAUACCGGUCACACGAACAUUGAACUCCUUUUGUGCUCAAUAGAAACUGACAAAUUGAUAUAUAUAACUGAUGCAUUAAUCGUAUUAAAACUAUCUCAAGUUUCUAGAUUGCCGUUAACGGCUGUCAUGGCCAUUUACCAUACGGAGGUGAGUCCAGUACUGUUGAACCAGUGUGAGGCAUCCAAUCCCAGGGAAGUUGCUCUCAUCGGAUAUUACAUUGCACCCUUGCACAUGUAG
Molecule: messenger RNA, 1206 nt
Organism: Cylindrotheca closterium
Lineage: Eukaryota; Bacillariophyta; Bacillariophyceae; Bacillariales; Bacillariaceae
Source: the annotation of a GenBank genome assembly